Messenger RNA from Nilaparvata lugens (brown planthopper), 859 nucleotides. RefSeq lists its product as uncharacterized. The record is from RefSeq and is a predicted model, not a curated record. The transcript has 2 exons. Bases 149 to 844 code for a protein of 231 amino acids. NCBI's taxonomy places the organism in Eukaryota, Metazoa, Arthropoda, Insecta, Hemiptera, Delphacidae.
UUUAUUUGUUUUGUUUUUCAGUGUGUUGAAGGCUGUAUAUUCCAAGACGUCUCCACAAGUUAUCAGAUGUACACCCAUCAGCCUUUCACCACCAAUAAGUACCAUCAACCAAGAUGACAGGGCUACCAACCCCACUCACCAUGAAGGAAUGGAGCUAAAAUUGGCCCUCUACCCUGCCCACAACCUACCACCUCUACCCAACCCGCUCCAGGACCUACAAACUAAAUCAACCUUGCUCCAGAGAUUACCAAGUACACCCACUCUGCAACAGAACCUUCCAACUGAACCUACCCAGCUCCGAAACCUAUCACCUCUACCCAACCCGCACCAGAACCUACAAAGGACAUCUACUUUGCUCCAAAACCUACCAAGUGACCCUACUCCACUCCAAAACCUUCCAACAGAACCUACCCAGCUCCAAAACCUAUCACCUGAACCUAACCUGCUUCUUAACCCACAAACCCAACCUACCCAGCUCCAAAACCUUUCACCUAAACAUAUUUUGCACCAGAACCUACACCCUGAACCUACUUUGUCCCAAAAUUCACAAUCUGAAUCUACUCACGCAACUACCACAAUGCUAGUAAAGCGAGAACAGUUGGACGACACCACCCCGCUACGAGGAGGCUCCCCAAGGGGCAGUCCGACUCCCCAGGGGGGCCUGAGGGGCUCCUCGUGGCCCCCCUCGCCAAGGGACAUGACUCCCUCAUAUGGCGGGGGUGGUACUCCCCUAAAUGGCUACCCUUCUCCCACCAUGUCAUCGCAGCACAGCAACUAUGACAGCUGCCUCAGUCCCAACAGCAAAAUUGGUGAGUCAGUGGAUAAUUUCUACAUUUUUUCAUAAUUUAUUUAGAUUUCA